AUGGCUCUAUGCUUGGCUAAUUCAUUGAUUGAUUGCGGGGAUUUUGUGCCAUAUGAUCAAUUAGUUCGUUACAAAUGGUGGUAUCGACAUGGUUAUAUGUCAUCGACUGGACAUUGCUUUGAUAUAGGUGCGGCUACAAAAAACUCUAUUCAAGAAUUUGAAAAAAGACAAAAAAAAUUUGCGAACGACUGGAAUAUUUCAUAUGAGGAAAUAGAUUAUAUAUCGAGUCCAGAUCUUCUUCGCAAGUUUGAUGUGAAUUGCAGUAAAGACGGAGUAGCCGGCAACGGUGCUCUUAUGCGCCUGGCACCUGUACCGCUUUUCUUUUAUAGAAAUCCUGAAAAAGCCGUCAAAUAUUCGGGUGACAGUGGUCGAAUUACUCAUGGAGAUGACAAAGCAUAUGAUGCAUGUCGCUAUUAUGGUGCUCUCAUUGUCGCUGCACUUCACGGUAUACCGAAAGACAAACUGAUCAGCGAUAGAUUUUAUGACGAUAAUAAACAAUGGUUCGAAAAUCAGCCACUUCAUGUGGACAUUUUGCGCAUUGCUAAAGGUUCGUACAAGAAACCUGGUGGUUAUGAUGAUGGAAUUCGAGGCAAAGGCUAUGUAGCUAGUGCUCUGGAAGCUGCUUUGUGGGCAUUUUGGAGUGACAAUAAUUCGUUCGAGGAAGGUGCUCUCAAGGCUGUUAAUCUGGGCGAUGAUACCGAUACGACAGCAGCCAUCUAUGGUCAAUUGGCCGGUGCUUGCUAUGGAUAUCAGAAUCUCCCUAAGAAAUGGCUCAAACAUGUCUAUGCCAAGAAUUUCAUCUAUCAUGUCAGUAACUGGAUCUUUUACGAAGGAAAUAGUUGGUCACUUAAUCAGAAGACACCGAAAAACGGUGCAUUAAUGAAUUCUUACAAUCUUGCUCAUAAUCACUCUUCCAUCUCGAGACCAGAAGGCGAUAUUAGUAACGAUUAUGGAUCUAUGAUUAACUUGUCAUUUCUCACCAUCGCACGUAAGGCGAUAGAUCCUUCGGGCUAUAUUGGAUGUUUGUAUAAUGGACGACAGGACUGUAUCAUACCAUCAUCAAAUAUUUCUAUCAAAAUGAAGGAAAAUCCCACAUAUCCGCCAAUUCAAUGCCAUGUUAAGAGUAGCAGCAACUGUGACUUGCGAAAUUUGCUUCGAGUUGCUGGUUUCGGCAGUGAACUUCGGUUGAGUGUGGCAUCGGGUAUCGUGAAACCGAUGGGCAUUGCUUCAGUUGUUCAUUAUCCGUUCGUCAUCGAUGAAAACACUCGCGUAUUCUAUUAUUCCUAUUCAGUUCGAAAAGAAGGUUUACUUGACGAGCAAUCCUUUCAACGAUCGAAGCAUAUGCCUGAAGCUACUCAUGUUAUCGUUGGCAUUGAUUGGGGUAUCGAGGUUAUUGCUGUAUUACAAUUGCCACCUACUGAUUCGAAGUCGAUUGAUAAACUGUUGAAUGAAAUAUGUGCACUUUUGAACGAUGAUAUGGAACUACCUGAUAAUAUGGUUUCACUUAACUGUAUUCUUUCGAUGCAUAUCUAUUCUAAUAUACCUUCUUUAACAAAAUUGAAGUCAAUGAUCAAUUUAUAUGAAGCAAUACGCAAUUGUAAAAAGAAUAUUGCUAACCAUCAGCCAUGUAAUUAUAUCCUUCAUCCUGUCAUGACACUCUACUCCGAUAAUAAUCAAAACGAUUGUAGACUGAUUUCACUUGGAACAAAACUUACUGGGAGAAUCGAAGAUAGUUUGCUUCUAUUAUCAGAUGUUGAGAAGAUGUGGACAACAUUUUGCGAAGAUGAAACCUACACUUUACUGGAAAAGAAAGAAAACGAUUUCAAAAUAUAA
Molecule: messenger RNA, 1833 nt
Organism: Rotaria sp. Silwood2
Lineage: Eukaryota; Metazoa; Rotifera; Eurotatoria; Philodinida; Philodinidae
Source: the annotation of a GenBank genome assembly